AAUGAUGUGACAACGUGUCAAAAGUGUAACUACGUGUAGCUCGUAAUUCAAAAAUAAAUUUCAGUGGACUGCCAACUCGAUAGUAGGUCUUUUGAAUUUACUUUCGAAAACUUUUUGGUAAAUUUGUUAUACAUUCCAACCAACCUAUAUAGCAAUACAAUGCCUGCUGCUCCGAGUUCUACAUCGGUGGGAUCAGGUAGUCGUUCACCAAGCAAAGCCUCAAUAGCUCCAAGAGCUUCAAGUGGUGGUACUGUACGUCAAAGAAAGACUACAACAACAACCACUGCUGCUCGCAGCCGAACUACCGGCGCAGGAUCUGGUGGCAUGUGGCGCUUUUACACUGAUGAUUCCCCUGGCGUUAAAGUAGGUCCAGUACCAGUGUUGGUUAUGUCUCUUCUAUUCAUUGCAUCAGUUUUUAUGCUACACAUCUGGGGAAAAUACACUAGGGCUUAAUUGUAAAUAUUUGAUAAGACUGUCACUGGAAUAAAAUAUAUUAAGUGAAAUAUUUAAGGUGUGAGUGAAUUUAUAUUUGGUGGUAAUAUGAUUAACAAUCUAAUACAGUACACAACUUUUAUUUUGUAUUAAGACUAUUAUAGUUAUAAGGGUAUUUGAACUGCCGAUUGUUAAUUUCUAUGUGAAUUGGGAUGCAUUUAAACAAUUCAUUUAAUUACUGUACCUUACAUAAUUUCUCAUUCUGAUAGCUGUAUAAUAAAUUAAGUUAAUAAAGUACACUUAAUUA
Pieris napi is the source of this 739-nucleotide messenger RNA. It is a transcript of the gene Sec61beta, whose product is annotated as protein transport protein Sec61 subunit beta. Gene Ontology annotation, cellular component: Sec61 translocon complex. The record is from RefSeq and is a predicted model, not a curated record. NCBI's taxonomy places the organism in Eukaryota, Metazoa, Arthropoda, Insecta, Lepidoptera, Pieridae. Gene Ontology annotation, biological process: intracellular protein transport. Bases 160 to 453 code for a protein of 97 amino acids. The transcript is spliced from 3 exons.